Anneissia japonica is the source of this 5277-nucleotide messenger RNA. RefSeq names its product terminal nucleotidyltransferase 4B-like. The coding region runs from base 129 to 2492 and encodes 787 amino acids. Gene Ontology annotation, molecular function: mRNA binding; poly(A) RNA polymerase activity. Gene Ontology annotation, biological process: RNA 3'-end processing. Lineage: Eukaryota; Metazoa; Echinodermata; Crinoidea; Comatulida; Comatulidae. The record is from RefSeq and is a predicted model, not a curated record. The transcript has 10 exons. Gene Ontology annotation, cellular component: TRAMP complex; nucleolus.
CGCAAUGUAUGACAGGCACAUCGUCGCCAUCUUUGGAAGUUUCUUCGGACAGCUGGAAUUGAAGGUGGAAAUUACUCCGUUUUUCAACUUCCAGCUUUAUUUAAAUAGUCCGAAACAGCUUUCUUUGGAUGGAUCCACGCAUAUCUUGGUAUCAGCCUGAACAACUGGGACCAGCUACCUCUCUUUGGACUGAAAUCUUUGAUAGUGCUACUCAACUUCAUAAUCUGCAAAUCAAUGAAAUGACCGCUGCUACGGCGGCCACCACCACAGGAACCGAUUCGAAUAAAACGGGCCCUGGUAGUCGCUGUCAGGACUUUAUUCCACUUCAAGCGAACAUCGAUUCAUCAAGUAAAAGAUCAGUCUCAAAUGGACAUAAUCUUGUAGAUAGUAGGAACAAUUAUAUAAGCAAACGUAAGCGAGAUAAUAUAGCCUGUACUUAUGACUGGAAUCAUUCAGAGAAUUUGGUAGGGGGCGGAACGCCAUGGAAAAACCAUGGAAAACUCUAUGCAGAGGGCGUUAUUGGACUUCACAAUGAGAUAUACGACUUCUUCCAUUUUAUGAGUCCAAAGAAGGAAGAGGUUUUGAUGCGAUCAGAGGUUGUAAACCGUGUUAGUGAAGUUGUACGCAGUAUAUGGCCAGAGGCUCAGCUUGAGAUUUAUGGAAGUUUCAAAACCAACCUAUUUCUACCCACAAGUGACAUUGAUCUUGUUGUUUUUGGUGACCUUGGUGAUAAUCCAUGUAAUCGCCUUGGAAACGAACUUGGGAAGAGCAAUGUUGGUGAAGAGAAUAGCAUAAAGGUUUUGGAUAAAGCAUCGGUACCUAUUGUGAAAAUGACUGACCGCUUGACCAAAGUAAAAGUGGACAUUAACUUCAACAGAAGAUCCGGCAUCCUUGGAGCAUCGUGGAUACAGGAAUCUUUGCAGAUCUUUCCCAGCCUUAAAUAUCUUGUGAUAGUUUUGAAGCAGUUUCUAUUGCAGCGCGACUUAAAUGAAGCAUGGACCGGUGGAAUCAGCUCUUACAGUCUCAUACUCAUGGUAGUCAGCUUUCUACAGCAACAUGCUCAGCCAGAACCCACCAACCUUGGUGUGUUACUGAUAGAGUUCUUUGAGUUGUAUGGCCUGCAUUUUAACUACUUAAAAACUGGCAUUCGAGUGACCAAUGGAGGGAGCUACUUCUCCAAAGAGGAAAUGCAACGUAAUUCUACCAAUGGACUUAUGCCUUCCUUGCUGUGUAUAGACGACCCUGUUAGCACUUCAGGUGAAGAUGCAGCUCGAAGUUGUUAUGGGAUAUUUGAAGUGCGCCGCGCCUUUGAUUAUGCAUACAAGGUUCUUACCAGAGCUGUCCUUCCUCAUUUGGACCAGGAAAAUAAAGGAAACAGCUACCUUGGAAGAAUUAUACGAGUUACCGAUGAACUAGUUGAAUAUCGCAGUUGGAUACACAAGAACUGGUGCCACAAGACAACUCCGUCAAUUGUUCAUGUGCCAAAUCAUGCAAGUUUUGCUGUAGGAACAACUUCGCGGCCUCACAGUUUUCACGCCGGAUACAGUCACAGCCAGAAUGAGAGAGAUAGGUCACCUCGAAUGUCAAAGACAAAUGAUAGGCUUAAUCUGGAAACAUCCCUGCGGAAUGAAACACAGAAGCCAGCAACUCACAGACAGACUCACCCAGUUAGCCCACCACAACCAAAGUUCAUUGACAAGGAUGUUAGUAGUGAUGUCGGAGAUUACUCAUCGUGUAAUAACUCAGUGACUGGUAAAUAUGCAGGCUUGCAUACCAAUAGCAAUAGGACUGAGCAGAGUCCAGGGGAGAGCAGUCAUGUGAAUAAAGCGGCACUUGCUGAUGGGGUGCCUAAUCAAAAGCUGCAACAAAAUUCUCCGGCUUUGAAAAACAAUAAUAAAGUACUGCAGUCUGCCGGUCAGGACUCUGAAUCAAGUUCCUCAUUAUCUCAAUCGUCCACUCCAGAGAUGAUGUCUAGCUCCAGUGACACGGAUUCUGAAGUAUCUUCUGUAACAUCUUCGUCCUCAAAAGAUUUACUUGACUCCCAACCAGGUCCAGCAAAACAGGAAAAGGAUAACUCACUAGCAAAGAGCAUAGCGCCCCCUGUAUCUGCCUCUGCAGCCCUCAGAAUUGGUGCUCCUAAUGCUCCCACGUUUGCUCAAGUAACUAUGUCACAACCAACUAAACCAUCUCCAACAUAUAAAGUAGUGGAAAACAAGAACACCGGUAGAGAUCGAAAGGGCUACAGAAGUACCUCUCCACCUGAAAAUCCAUCCAGCGAUGCACCACAUUGGGGUGGUAACACACCAGUUUACACUCAAGUCACAACCCGAGUAUACAAGAACCGAAAUCACCAGCAAAAUACAAAGUACCGUUCUUCAAACACCACCACCAGCGGUGGUGGUACUAAUAACUCCUUAAGCCAGCACGGAAGUAUGAAGAGGGCCAAGCGAAAAUCAAAGAAAGAAAACAGUUCGGGUGGAGCCAACAGGUGAUCAACGCUCCACUUUGUUUUAAAGUGAACAUUAAGCGGGAAGUGAUGCUGCAACUUCAUGAACAGACUGCUGUUCCUAUAGCUGAAAUCAUUUUUCCCAAGAUAAGAUCAAGAUAAGGUCAAACCUGCCACAAACAAAGACAAUCACCAGUUGUACAUACAUUCUAUUUUUAUAAUGGUGUGCAAUAUAUGCAGGCAAUUGCUAUGCAACACAAGCCAGCAAGAAAUGACGAGAUAAAGAAGCCCUGUUAGGGGCAUUGCUUGGCAUCUCCACAUCUCAAAGAUAACAAAAGCACUAUUUUGUCCAUAGAUUUGUCCCUUUCUACUUGCCAUAACAACUUUUUUUUUGUCUUAAAUUGUUCCUUUGUUAUUUGCAGGUACAACAUUACAAGUAAAUAAGUUGUAAAUGAAUGUAAUUAUGAUUUGAGUCAAACCUCCAAUAUUUCAGCAAUUUAUUAUCAUAUUAAUACCUUGAGAAAAGAAAUAGAUUUAGAAAGAAAGAUAGUAUACCAACUUGACUUGAAACUCAGUUGUUAUACCAACAAAGCAUUAUUCCUGCAUUAAAAACCUGAUGGGGACUGCAUUUUCUCAAAAGAAUUCUUUAUUUGGAGCUCAUUUCACAUGAGGAUGUUAAGAGUGAAAGUAUUUCCCCCAGUAGAAGAAACAUGCAAUUUGUCCGAUGAUCAUGUUGAAUUUCUAAAUUUUUGUUUUCGUUACUGGAAGCCAAGGCAGGAAUUGUUCCAAAAAUGACACUCAAAUCUGCUGUGCAGUCUGUUAAAGAAUAAUGUCAUCUCAUUCCUCACUCCUGUUUGCCAGUUGUCUUCCAAAAGUAGUUUUAACAAGAGAGAGUAAUCAGACAAUAUGUCCGACUUGGGUUCUGCAUGUACUGUCAAAUAAUGCAAAUCGUUUAUAUUUUUUUUGUAUUAUGCCUCUUCCCACCUAAUUUCUGUACACCUGUAUUAUAAUUAUUUUGUGUUGUUUUUAUUCACAAAGUGUAUCUUUCAUAAAGAAUGCAGCUUUUAUUAAAAUUAAAAUUCAUCUAUUUUUGAAGGAAGUUGGGAUAUUUUUGCAGAGAAGUUUAUAUUUAAAAGGAGGGGGUUGAUGUAUUGUUUAUUUAUGAGAGUGCUGUGGGUGGUUAAUGAUGAUGACGUUAGUGGCGAGUUGGUUCCAAAAUGAGGCCAGGGUUGAAUUUUAAUGAAUGAAUAGAAAUCAGUUUAUAUUUUACUGGCUGGAGAAUUUCUCUUACAGCAGAUACAUUUUGUUUGAAUUGUCUUGGCAUACAAAUUAUUUUUUGUUAGUGUUGUAUUUUUCACUGCUUCUUUGUUUCUAAAGUGAAAUGUUUUAUGUCCAUGACAGUUGCUUCAGUUUUAUUCUGGUUACAACCAACUUUUAAGUUUUGUCAAAAAAAUACUGAUUAUAUUUCUUUUUUCAUGUGUUUUUAAUCGUAACCAUUAUUAUCUAUUGAAUAUUAUUUUUUUAUUGGAAUUUAUUGAUACGAUUGGUAAGCACAGCAAUAAUGUAGUACUGUACUUCUAAAGAAAAUAAUAUUGUGUAAUAAUACAUCGCUAACAGUGUAUCGUUUUAAAAGUUCUUUUUCUUAUGUUUUAUUUAGGAAACUUGUGGUUAAGAUAUCCAUUUUUGUUGCAAUAAUACUUUUCUUUUUAUUGUGUGUUUCAGAUAAUAUUAGUAUCUGGACAUAUAAGUGAUUUGAAUGUUAAAUCCCCACUCCCCAUGGGCGUCGGCUGUGGGGAGCAGACACACCCUCUAUGGCAGCAAAUUAGUUCCACUAAUUGGGUUAAAAUUCUAAAAAUGACCAUUAAGUUUUUACUGGAAUGGAAUAGGGAUUUACUUCCGCAUUCUAGGAUUUACUUCAGCAUUCUCGUUUUUCUCAAGCCGAAACCAGCCUAUGCACCUGUCCCCUAUGAUACUAAGUGAACUCUUAAUUUGUAUAUCACUGUCAUUAUACUUUUUCACCCAUCACUAGUUAAACUAUAAAAAAGUAAAUAUUUUACCCAUUGAUUUCUAGUUAUUGUACAAGGCAAGUUUUGGUUUUUGUUUGGGGUUCAAUUCUCUUUGGUUGGAAUUUUAAAUAUUUUAUUAUUGGUGUUUCUUGUAAAUUGUAUAGUGUAUCUUUAUAAAUAAUAUCGCCCUAAAAAUGAAAUAAAGUGGUACUUUACCUUACUUAAGUGUACCCUUAUGCUUGUAUGACAAUUAGUAUAUGACUACAGCAAUUCAGUUGGUGUUAUGUACACAGUUUAGAGUGUACUAAUGUAAACUUGAAGCUUUGACCUAGCAUUGUACAUUGUGAAAUGUUAACAUGUAUAACCAGUAAUAUUUUUUCAUAAUAGAGAGCUUUCGAUCGCACGACGAUGUUAAGACGUAGAGAGUAAUGAUGUCGCUAAAAGUCAUCUGCACAUGCAAGAACGUUUAGGUCACCUCGUGGAGUAGAUCCUGUAACGCAUUUUGGCAAAAUAAGACGCCAGGUAGGACGGUCACGCAUGAUUGAUUCCAUCCUAGCGUCGUCGCACAAAUCAAAGGCUCCCUAUUAACUUUCUGUGACCAAUAGUAUACUUGUAUACUUUGGCCUUGAGUUACUGUCACUGUAAAAAACAGAAAACAACUAAAAGUGUAUAAGUUAAGAAUGCAGUCAGUUCAUUUUGCUUUGUCGUCUUUUACUUUUUAUAUAUUACAGGCAAAUUUUCAAUGGAGUAGCAAUGUACUUAACUUUUUAAAAGUCUGCCAUAAUCUUGUGAAAAUGAUUUAUUUUAAAUAUAUUUCUUGUUUUA